Messenger RNA from Drosophila kikkawai, 846 nucleotides. RefSeq names its product magnetosome-associated protein MamJ. The record is from RefSeq and is a predicted model, not a curated record. Lineage: Eukaryota; Metazoa; Arthropoda; Insecta; Diptera; Drosophilidae.
AUGAUGAAGCGGAACCAACCCAUCCUGAUCCUGGCCCUCGGCCUGCUGGCCAUCUCCGCCAUUUCGGCGAUGCCGCAGCGAAGCCGGGCCAAGAGCCAGCGCCAGGUGGAGUACUCAUCCACCCCGUAUCCGGCUGCCGGCUUCCGUCCCAGGGUUCCCUUCAAUCUGCCCGGUGAGGUGCAGCCCAAACUGGAGGCCGAACCCCUGGCCACCACCCCGACCUCGACCAUUCCCAGCGAUGUGGAGACCCUGGAGAACACCGAACCCCUGAGCACCACGGAGCAGCUGCAGCCGGAAACGGAAGUGGCAGCAGAAGCGGAGACUGAAGCGGAUUUGGAGGUGGCCAUCCGCACGCCCGCCAACACUUACGGCGCCCCCGGAGAGCAGGAUCCCCUAGAGCCCGACACCGUGGUGGUGGUGGCCCAGGAGCCGGCCCGUGACUUUCAGCCACCCACGCUCGAGGCUGUCGAGGACUUUGCCGCCGAUGGUGCUGUUGCUGCUGACGGCCAGCAGCCUGUUGCUGAUGUCCCUGCCCUGCAGGCCGAGCAGGAGUUGAUUCCGGAGGCGGAGGUCAAGGCCGUUACCCCGGCGGGAACCUACGGACCACCUGCUGCUACCUAUGGAGUGCCGGAGCUGGGUGAGCCCGAGAACGAGCUGGAUCUGGAGGAGUCGCAGGUGGAGCUGGUCGAGGAGGCAGCGGCGGAGGAGGCUCUGACCAACGAACUGGCCAGUGGUCGCCUAAUCCUUUUGCCUUUGGGAGCCCGGGGAGCGCAGUUUGGUCGCCUCGUCUUGGCCGUGGAGCAGCCACGUCGACGAAUGAGGAGCGAGCGCCUGAGAAGGAUCUAG